GUUUGCUGUACUCAAAUGUUUAAAAGAUUCAGAACAUCAGACUCUGUGCUCAGUUUGCUCAUCAAAGCUCCCAAAUGGGGGUUCAAAAGGCAGCUCUUUUAUUCGGCCUUUUCGUCUUCUCAGCUGCAGAAGAUUGUAUGCACUGCACUGGAGAAGAGUACAGAGGCAAGAUCUCCAUCACUGAGAGUGGAUACACCUGCCAACGCUGGGACUCUCAGACACCACACAAACAUGAAUUCAUCCCUUCAGCUUUUCCAGUGAAGUUCUUGGAAGAGAACUACUGCAGGAACCCUGAUAGACUGCCCAGGCCCUGGUGCUAUACAACAAAUCCAUCCAAACGCUGGGAAUUCUGCUCUGUUCCUCGAUGUACAACAGAACCGCCCACAGUUGUGCCAGAGCUCACCUGUUUUACCGGUGAAGGACGCUCCUACAGGGGCACAAUUUCUGUGACUAAAUCAGGGAUAACCUGUCAGAAAUGGACAUCACAAACACCUCACAAACAUGACAGAACUCCAGAGAAUUACCAAUGCAAAGGUCUUGAAGAGAAUUACUGCAGGAAUCCUGAUAAUGAGAAUGCACCCUGGUGUUACACCACAGACCCUGAAACCCGUUGGGAAUACUGCAGUGUGCCCUGUUGUGGAGAUCAACCUCAAUCUGAGCUCACCUGUUUUACUGGAGAAGGAAGCUCCUACAGGGGCACAAUUUCGGUGACCAAAUCAGGGAAAACCUGCCAGAAAUGGACAUCACAAACACCUCACACACAUGACAGAACUCCAGACAAGUACCUAUGCAAAGGUCUUGAAGAGAAUUACUGCAGGAAUCCUGAUAAUGAGAGAGCACCCUGGUGUUACACCACAGACCCUGAAACCCGCUGGGAAUUCUGCAAUGUGCCCAGUUGUGGAGAUCAACCUCAAUCUGGUCCGAAUUGGACUGCAGAGGAUUGUAUGCACUGCACUGGAGAUGACUACAAAGGCAAGAUCUCCAUCACUGAGAGUGGAUACACCUGCCAACGCUGGGACUCUCAGACACCACACAAACAUGAAUUUGUCCUUUCAAUUCUACCUGUAAAACAUUUGGAGGAGAACUACUGCAGGAACCCUGAUGGACAACCCAGGCCCUGGUGCUAUACAACAGAUCCGUCCAAACGUUGGGAAUAUUGCUCUAUUCCUCAAUGCACAACUACACCACCCACAACUGUACCAGAGUUUACCUGUAUUACUGGAGAAGGACGCUCCUACAGGGGCACGAUUUCUGUAACCAAAUCAGGAAAAACCUGCCAGAAAUGGACAUCACAAACACCUCACAAGCAUUCCAGAACUCCAGAGAAUUACCUAUGCAAAGGUCUUGAAGAGAACUACUGCAGGAAUACUGAUAAUGAGAGGGCACCCUGGUGUUACACCACAGACCCUGAAACUCGCUGGGAAUACUGCAAUGUGCCAAAUUGUGAAGAUCCAUCUAGACCUGAUUGUAUGCACUGCAAUGGAGAAGACUACAGAGGCAAGAUCUCCAUCACUGAGAAUGGAUACACCUGCCAACGCUGGGACUCUCAGACACCACACAAACAUGAUUUUGUCCUUUCAAUUUUACCUAUAAAACAUUUGGAGGAGAACUACUGCAGGAACCCUGAUGGAUCGCCCAGGCCCUGGUGUUAUACAACAAAUCCGUCCAAAGGCUGGGAAUAUUGCUCUAUUCCUCGAUGCACAACUACACCACCAACAAUUGUACCAGAGCUCACCUGUACUACUGGAGAUGGAGGCUCCUACAGGGGCACGAUUUCUGUAACCAAAUCAGGCAAAACCUGCCAGAAAUGGACAUCACAAACACCUCACAACCAUGACAGAACUCAACAGAACUACCCAUGCAAAGGUCUUGACGAGAAUUACUGCAGGAAUCCUGAUAAUGUGCAAGCACCCUGGUGUUACACCACAGACCCUGAAACCCGCUGGGAAUACUGCAAUGUGCCCAAUUGUGGAGAUCAACCUCAAUCUGCCACUUUAUUAGGUACACCUUACUAGAACCGGGUUGGACCCCCUUUUGUCUUCAGAACUGCCCUAAUCCUUCAUGGCAUUGAUUCAACAAGGUACUGGAAACAUUCCAGGAUGCAGUUGCUGCAGAUUUGUUGGCUGCACAUCCAGGGCACGAAGCUCCCGUUCCACCACAUCCCAAAAAUGCUCCAUUGGGUUGAGAUCUGGUGACUCUGGAGGCCAUUUGAGUACAGUGAACUCAUUGCCAUGUUCAAGGACCAGUCUGAGAUGAUUUGCGCUUUAUGACAUGGCAUGUUAUCCUGCUGGAAGUAUCCAUCAGAGGAUGGGUACACUGUGGUCAUAAAGGGAUGAACAUGGUCAGAAACAAUACACAAUGCUCAAUUCGUACUAAUGGGCCCAAAGUGUGCCAAGAACAUAUCCCUCACACCAUUACACCACCACCAGCCUGAACCGUUGAUACAAGGCAGGAUGGAUCCAUGCUUUCAUGUUGUUUACGCCAAAUUCUGACUCUACCAUCUGAAUGUCGCAGCAGAAAUCAAUACUCAUCAGACCAGGCAACAUUUUUCCAACUUCUACUGUCCAAUUUUGGUGAGCCUGUGCAAAUUGUAGCCUUAGUUUUCUGUUCUUAGCUGUCAGGAGUGGCACCCGGUGUGGUCUUCUGCUGCUGUAGCCCAUCCAUAUAUAUAUAUAUAUGACAAUGUUUUAUUCAUUUUUCAUUGUUUUAAGGAAAGUGUCCUGCAUGUAGAAGCCCUGAUACCCUGAAUAUCUAUAUAUUAUCUAUAUAACUGUCAUUAAUAGUGAAUAAAUAUAAAGUUUUGAGACAAUUAUUAUGUGUUCUUUAUGGGCAGGGGGUGCCCUUUUUUAGUUUUAAGAACAUGCCCCUCAGAAGGUCUUUGCAUGGUGCACGACUUACAGUUACGACAUAAAUAAGUUAUGACAUAAAACGUCAAUACAGUUGUAUGUAUUGUGUGUGAUAUUAAAUGGCUGUUAAAGCGCUGUUGCUUUGGCUGUUAUAUAAUUCUUUUGUGAGUGCACGCGUGUGUGUGUUUGAUGGCAGUCUAGUGCUUGUGUUUUUCUUUGGUUUUGUUGCCAUCUUUUUUGUUCUUAUAUUUAAAUGUUAAAGUUUGUUUUUUAUUUAUUUUGUUUAAUUUGUUUAGUAUUAUAUUGGUUGAUUUAUUUAGUUUUGUUAUAAUUCUAUUGAGACUCUUUAUUGUAUUCUAAGUUAUUUUGUUUGUCACCUGACACUACACUAUUUGUUUUUCUAUGUGUAGCCUUGAGUUCGAUUUUAUUAAACAAAUAGCUUAAUGUUAUGUAAAAGCAAAUAAUGUCUAAACAAAUAUCUAGUUCUGAUAAAUGACAUGGUCAGUAACAGUAAUAUUGACUGACAAAGAUAACACAAUCUAUACAACUUCCGGAACAUGCACCCGAAAUCCUUGUCAGGACGCAUCCGACAAGAAUGGCACGUAUGGUCACCCUGGUAUAAAAUCAUGUGUGCUUUUGGGUCCACGUCAGGCCCAUGCUUCAGUCAC
Molecule: messenger RNA, 3514 nt
Organism: Misgurnus anguillicaudatus (oriental weatherfish)
Lineage: Eukaryota; Metazoa; Chordata; Actinopteri; Cypriniformes; Cobitidae
Source: RefSeq, a predicted model, not a curated record